Molecule: messenger RNA, 830 nt
Organism: Harpegnathos saltator (Jerdon's jumping ant)
Lineage: Eukaryota; Metazoa; Arthropoda; Insecta; Hymenoptera; Formicidae
Gene: Sptr
Product: Sepiapterin reductase
Exons: 3
Coding region: 1-789 (262 amino acids)
Biological process (GO): tetrahydrobiopterin biosynthetic process
Molecular function (GO): sepiapterin reductase (NADP+) activity
Source: RefSeq, a predicted model, not a curated record
AUGUCAGUUGAAACAUUGUCUGGUAAAGUUUUCUUGUUGGUGACUGGUGCCAGUCAUGGCAUUGGCCGGCAAAUUGCAAUAACAUUUGGUUCUUUAUUGCAAGACGGUUCACAUAUUUUGUUAUUGGCGAGAAACUUAACUGCUUUACAAGAAGUAGCUAAGAAUAUACCAUCUAAAGUUAAAGUUGAUACUGUUAACAUAGAUCUAAGUAAAUCAUCUAAAGUUAUAUUAGAAGAAACUAUAUCAUGUUCGCUGAAGGAAACUACGCCAGAUUCAUUUGACCGAGUGGUUUUAGUACACAAUGUAGGCUUACUUGGUGAUUCGUCUAAAGUUGCAAACGAAUUGAUGGAUUUAAAUAUUUGGAAAGAAUAUUAUGAUUUGAAUGUUUUUAUUCCCAUCAUUCUAAAUGCAGUAGUUAUGAACAUGUUUAAUAAUACAAAUAUUAAGAAAAUGGUUAUCAAUAUAACAUCUAAAUAUGGUAUUCAAGCAGGCUAUGGUUGUGCCUAUUAUUGCUCAUCGAAAGCAGCACGAGAGAUGUUUUUCAAGGUUUUUGCUUUAGAAAAUCCUGAUGUUGAUGUAUUAUCUUACGCACCGGGACCUGUUGAAACAAAUAUGUUUUAUGAAAUGUGUGAAAAUUCAAUUGAUCUCAAUCUUAAAAAGUAUUUUAAAGAAUUAUUAACAACGAAAACUGUGUUAACUCCAGAACAAACGGUUAAUCAUCUUGUGCAAAUCUUACGAGAGCAUAAAUAUAAAUCAGCCGAUCAUGUGGAUUAUUACGAUAAAUUGUAAAUUUGUUUGAUAUUUAAUUUUUUAAUAAAUGACUAUUAUGC